AUGGAUACCGCUAAGAAACCGAAUCAUCCGGAUGACCAUUACAAGGGUGACGAUGAUGUUGAAGAGAUUGAGAACAUCAAAGUCGAUAACAUCAAUAUCCAGACAGAGCUCAGCAGUAUUGAAUCAACAGCCGCCUCUAAAGCAGCCUGGUUGUUCUCAAUCGUCGUCUCCAUUGGCGGAUUCUUAUUUGGUUACGACACGGGAUACAUUUCUUCUGUCCUGGUCACCAUCGACACAUCCCUCGGCCAUGUAUUGAGCACAAAUGAACAAGAAAUGGUGACCUCUUUGACUAGUGGUGGUGCCUUGGUAGGAGCGAUAGGGGCAGGCCUAACCGCCGAUCGAUUCGGUCGUCGCUGGCCAAUCUGGGGUGCUUGUCUGUUGUUUGUGAUCGGCUCAGUGCUUCAGACAUGUGCAUUCUCUGUCGGCCAAUUUGCCACAGGGAGAUUCGUCGUCGGUCUUGGGGUAGGAGGUGCCGCCAUGAUUGUUCCUCUUUACAUUGGAGAGCUGGCUCCUGCGCAAUACCGUGGCCGCAUGGUGGCAUUUAACAACAUGAGCGUGACGUUUGGUCAACUAGUCGCCAGUGCGAUUGGUGCCGGUUUCGCUGGGGUAAAUGGUGAGGGGUGGAGAGCUACUGUAGGAAUUGGGGCAGUCCCAGCUAUCCUACUCGCAGGGCUAUUAGUUAUCUGCCCAGAAUCGCCUCGCCAGCUUGUCUCUCAUGGCAAAGUUGAUGAAGCACAUGCAGUCCUCACACGCAUCUACCCUACGUCUACUGAGGGACAACGUCAAGCAAAAAUCACGUCCAUUGAGCUUUCUCUUCAAGAGACCUCCAAUGGAAUGUCGGAAGAUUCUCUUUGGACUACGCUGAAAAGGGUCUUCAACACUCCGGCAACUGCCCGCGCGGUCGUAACGGCUUGUGUUGUCAUGGCGAUCAGUCAGCUCGGCGGCUUCAACACCUUGAUGUAUUAUGCCGCGUCCUUAUUCUCGAUGGUCGGAUUUAGCAACUCUACUGCAGUCGGAAUCACCGUUUCUGGUACAAAUUUCGUCUUCUCAUUCGUGAACCUUGUCCUUGUUGAUCGAUUUGGUCGCCGAAUCAUUCUAACGGUCACUGUGCUUGGAAUGUCAAUAUGUAUGAUCGUAGCUGUUGUUGCGUUUAUGUAUAUCCCCGUGAAUCUCCAGACUUUGGAAGUAGAAACUUCACAGGUCGGUUGGCCGGGUGAUCUUGUCCUCGUCGCCAUUAUAUGCUACGUUGCAUGUUUUUCAUCGGGUGUCGCCACCAUCGCCUGGAUUGGUAUGGAAUUGAUUCCACUGGAGGUUCGAGCCGUGGGUACCAUGCUGAACACUGUUACCUGCUGGGGCUGUAACAUCAUUAUCUCUUCGACAUACCUCUCUAUGAUGAAAAGCUGGACGCCGAGUGGUACAUUUGGAUUCUAUGCCGCUAUCUGCUUCUUUGGUUGGAUAUUUGUUGUUUUCUUCUACCCCGAGUGCAAAGGUAUGCCACUGGAAGCUGUGCGGGAAGUCUUUAGUAAGGGCUUUGGAGUCCGGUAUUCGAAGCAGUGGCAGAGAGACCAUAAACACGACGCGAAAGUGGAGACAAUUGUUAUGGGUCACUAA
Penicillium pulvis is the source of this 1611-nucleotide messenger RNA. Its product is annotated as Major facilitator superfamily domain general substrate transporter. The record is from RefSeq and is a predicted model, not a curated record. Gene Ontology annotation, biological process: transmembrane transport. Lineage: Eukaryota; Fungi; Ascomycota; Eurotiomycetes; Eurotiales; Aspergillaceae. Bases 1 to 1611 code for a protein of 536 amino acids. The transcript has 4 exons. Gene Ontology annotation, cellular component: membrane. Gene Ontology annotation, molecular function: myo-inositol:proton symporter activity.